Molecule: messenger RNA, 1133 nt
Organism: Syzygium oleosum
Lineage: Eukaryota; Viridiplantae; Streptophyta; Magnoliopsida; Myrtales; Myrtaceae
Product: (+)-neomenthol dehydrogenase
Exons: 4
Coding region: 133-1068 (311 amino acids)
Cellular component (GO): membrane
Source: RefSeq, a predicted model, not a curated record
UUUAUUUACUUCAAAAGCAAGGCCAACUCAUGGCAACUUGCCAAUUGUUUUUCCUGAGGGCUUAAUGACUUUGCUCACAUCUUCCCUCUCUCUCUCUCUCUAUAUAUCGAUGGUGGGCGACGAGCGACCGCAAUGUGGCCGUGCAUGGACAUGUUCACUGCUUCUCAUACCCAGAUGGAACCGAGGGAACAAGAGCCCUCUCUCUCUCCUGCUCUCUCCAUUGGCAUUAGGUGGUGGUCCAAAGAGACAGUGGCGGUGGUGACCGGAGCGAACAAAGGGAUCGGGUUCGCGGUGGUCAAGAAGCUGGCUCAACUGGGUCUCACCGUCAUCCUCACGGCCAGAGAUGCCGAGAGAGGACGCCAAGCGGCCGAGUCCCUCCGAGCUCAGGGCCUAAUCGACGUCCACUUCUCUGUCCUCGAUGUCUCCGACCCUCUCUCCAUCGACGCCUUCGUCUCUUGGUUCAGGCACCAGUUCGCGGCCCUAGACAUUCUCGUUAAUAAUGCUGCUGUCUCCUUCAACGACAUACAUGAAAAUUCAGUGGAUAAUGCCGAAAUUGUGGUCAAGACCAAUUUUUACGGCUCAAAGUUGCUAACCGAAGCUCUCUUGCCCAUGUUUCGCCGUUCGCCAUCUAUCGGUCGGAUACUAAAUGUUAGCUCUCGACUCGGUGCAGUCAAUAAAGUGAGAAACCCUAACAUCAGAAGGAUGUUACAAGGAGAGAACCUAACGGAGAAGCAAAUAAUGGCCAUGGCUUGGUCCUUCCUAGAAGAUGUGAGGAGAGGGACAUGGAAGAGCCAAGGCUGGCCCGAAGUGUGGCCGGAUUACGCAGUGUCAAAGCUUGCACUGAAUGCGUACACAAAGGUCUUGGCGACCCGCUAUGACGGAUGUGGUUUGAGCGUGAACUGCUUUUGUCCUGGCUUCACGCAGACAUCGAUGACCGGUGGUAAGGGAACUCGAACCGCCGAUGAGGCUGCGGAGGUUGGUGCCAUGAUAGUGUUGCUACCGGCCGAGAACCUGCAAACUGGGAAGUUUUUUAUGGGAUGCAACCCCGUCAUAAAUUCGAAGUUAUAGAAUGAACGAGCUCUCAUGUUGAUUCAAGAUUAGAUCGUCAGUUUUAAUCAACUAAAAGUUAUCGA